AUGAAAAGUUCACAUCACACCCUCAGAUGCCAGUCUACGUUGCUGAAAGCUAUAUUUUUUAUGCUUCUAAUCUCAGCCAAUGAAUCAUUGAUUCUACGUAGAAUGGAACAACCAAGAGAGCCAGGAUACUACUGCAAUAAGAAAAGAUAUCUAUUAAAAGAAGUUGAAGCGGCUCGUGAAGCAGCUUGUCGGGGAUUUGUAUCAACAAGAGAAGAUGCGAGACGACCUAUCAUUCAUACCAAAGGUGAUGAUGUCGAAAAUUUAAUGUUUGAAUGGUCUCUUCCUCCGUCGAAGGUUCGAAAUGCCAAAGCUGAAGGAAGAAAUUACAAAGGAAGUAUAGUUUUAAACAACAGCUGUGAACUGAAAGGUGUGAUUUAUUACGACCAUAAAUCAAAAAAGAAUCACCCUUGCCAUAAGGUACCCGAGGUCUCAAUAAGCACAACUUCAGGGAAGGAGCAGCUCUCCAAGAAGCCUGCUGUUCAAUGUGGAUCAUUAUCAUGGGAAAUAGAAGAGAUUCAACAACUCGCUGUUUGCGACUUAUAUAACUCACAGCAUGAACUUGUUGAAGUGAAGUACACAUCUGAUCAAGUUGAUGGUCCAUGGAAGAAAAUCUCGAUGAUCAAAAUAGUAAGAAUAAGUAAUCGACCACAUGAAGUACAAUUUGAUAUUAUAGUAAACAAUAAAGAUGAAGUUCGCGGCAUAGCAGUUAAGCAUCACAUAUGGUGGUAUCAAACCAUGGCCGAAAAUUUUAAUAAAGACAAUAUUUACCUCUCAGUCCAGGAAAAAAGGCCUAAAACACUCACAAUCGAUCUCGUAUGUCCAUACGACAAUACUUUUCCGCUUUAUCCUCCGAAGAUGAUGCCAAUUGUAUCAAGCUCCCGUAAGCGCAAGACUUUGGCAUAG
This is a messenger RNA of Blumeria graminis f. sp. triticale, 903 nucleotides long. NCBI's taxonomy places the organism in Eukaryota, Fungi, Ascomycota, Leotiomycetes, Helotiales, Erysiphaceae. The record is from the annotation of a GenBank genome assembly.